Messenger RNA from Entrophospora candida, 520 nucleotides. The record is from the annotation of a GenBank genome assembly. NCBI's taxonomy places the organism in Eukaryota, Fungi, Glomeromycota, Glomeromycetes, Entrophosporales, Entrophosporaceae.
GAACAGUAUCAAAAAGUUUAGGAUCAAAAGGAAUGAUUAUAUCAAAAAUGGGAUUUACUAAAACGGCAAUAGAAGAAGUAAAAGGAAGAAAAGAAAAUGAUAUUAUUCUAAUAAAUGGAGAAUCAGAAAUAGAAGAAAAAUUCGAAGAAUUAUCAGGAGUAAAAAUAGAAAGAAAAAGGAGACAUAGGACAAUAGUUAUGGAAACUGCAGAAGAAAUGAUAAUUAAUAAUCAAGAAAUACAAAUUAAAAAACCAAGAGGAAUAGAAAUAGAGGAAGAUGAAUCAAUAGAAAUUAAAGGAAAAGAAUUUCUUGGACUAUUAGACACUGGAGCAUCAAAAAAUGCGAUAAAAGAAAGUAUAGCGAAAAGACUAAAAUUAAGAAUAGAACCAACAAAUGUAAAAUUUGGAACAGUAGGAAAAACAGAUGCAGAUGUAAAAGGAAAAACAAUGGCAAAUAUAAAAAUAGGAAAAGAAGAACUAAAAACAGAACAAGAAUUUUACGUCAUAGGAAGUUUAGGAAU